Porites lobata is the source of this 8468-nucleotide messenger RNA. The record is from the annotation of a GenBank genome assembly. Lineage: Eukaryota; Metazoa; Cnidaria; Anthozoa; Scleractinia; Poritidae.
AUGAUGUCAGGAAAAGUUUAUAAACUUUUGUUCUUGUUUUUAACCUGGAUUGUUUAUAUUGCCAUUGGUGUUUUUAUAUUCAAAGCUGUUGAAGGAGAUAGUGAAAUUGAUACCGAAACUUCAAAUACAGAACAUCUUGAAAGACUUAAGAAAGAUGUCACAACGAAGUAUAAUAUGAGCGAGGAUGAGUUUGACAACAUUGCUCUGCAAAUCCAGCAGGCAGGAGACUUGUCAAGUGCAGGACCUGAAUGGAGCUAUGAAAACGCUCUGUCUUUCAUUAUUCAACUGCUGACAACAAUUGGUAAGAAUGCGCGUACAAUUCUUAGGGUAUUGGCAUACUACAUAUUCAAUGGUCAGUUGAAUUAAAUAUCAUGUGUUAGUCAGUCGAAAUCAUAUGUCACUUUACAUGACUUUACCCAAAUACUGAAUUACUUCUUAUCGUAGAGAAUACUUAACACUUUCUCGGUGGGCCCGAAAAACGUUUCUAAGUUUAAGACAAUUUUAAUUUUAUUUCCGACAUUCAGCUUGGAAUUUAGUGCAUGGUAUGUUUUGUUUGCAUUGCAAUUCCAUUAUUCUUUAGUCCCUAAUUUUCCUCAGGAAUGGGGUAGAGUGAGCGUUUUACGCGCGCGUGUACAUCACCACCCUCGAGGAAAGUGACACACAGAGGGAAGAGAAAUUUAUAGACUUGCCUACAAGUCGAGCUCAAAUUUUUUCUUUCUGUUUUCUGGAACCGAAAAUGAGAAGCGAAGGGCUUUGAGAAAGUCUAAGAGAAAAUGAGGGACAAAAGAUGUCACCUUCCUCGCAGGUGAUGAUUUCACGCGAGCUCGCGUAAUUAGCUCAACUCUGCCACCCUAUGGAAAAUGAGGAAUCAGGGCCGGGGGGGCGAGGGGUACUCCCAUACAUUACCUAUACGGGUAUUCUCUAUUUUCGAAUUCCCCAUAAUACACUCUGUUUGCCCCCCCAAAUUCUGCGUAAACCAUUGUUUUUAAAUGCUCCUGGGAGUAUUGCAUUUUCCCAAGAGCAUUUUAAGACAAUAAGUUAUGCAAAAUUUGGGGGGCAAACAGAGUGUACUAUGGGGAAUUCGAAAAUAGUCAAUGUGCCGCCCAAAGGGGUCGUGAUUUUGAAGCUCCUGAUUUAGAACGGGGUAUCCAUUUCAGAGGCGUUUUCUAGAACGGGGUAUAAUAUUUCGAACGCAUCAAAGCUCCACUUUUGUAAGCAGCCAUUUGAAAUUAUUCACGGACAAAUUGCUUUUAAAAAUACUGCUCAAUGCGUUAACAAGUAAACCGUUGUACUCUUGUUGCCCCCUAGAACGGAGUGUAAAAAAUUGGCCCAUUUUUAGAACGGGGUAUCAGUUUUAGGGCGAAUUCUAGAACGGGGUAUAAAAAAUUGGCCUAUUUCAAGAACGGGGUGUCAAUUUUAGGGGAAAUUUUUUCUAGAACAGAGUGCCAAUUUGGAGUCCCGGGCGGCACAUACCCGCCCAAAAAAUACCCAGGUGCCCCCCUCGGGAAUCAGGGACAACUUGUUAACACGAGGACCAAUGUAUUGUUUUUCUUGAAAAUAAGUUGGAAAUGGGGGGGGAAUUGUUUUGCACGACUGUAAGAGCACUCGUUUACACGGGUUUAAGACCCAGCAGCGAUUAGAGAAGACCCAGUUAGAUUCUAAGGCGAGUACGACAACGCGUACGAAAAUUGACUUAAAGCUUUUUCGCAUGAUAACUCAAAAUAUAGACUUCCCGGAAAGUUUCAAUUUACCAUUUUUCACUAGAAACGUUAGCACUGUUAUCUUUAGUGAAGGAGGUUACACCCUACCGAUCGCAAAAUGAUACUACUUCUAACAUUUAAUAGCAUUUAGCCUGCAUAGCAGGCGCUUGGAAGUAGUGGGCGCAAGAAAGAACCCGCGCGCGAGAUGGAGACACACUCCCUCUCGCGCGCCUGUUCUUUCUUGUGCCCACUACUUCCAAGCGCCUGCUAUGCAGGCUAAAGAGCGUUUAAUAACUUGUUUCCGCCACUUCGACAUUCUCGCUAAAACUCGUAGUAGAGUGACGACGGCUAUCACGUUUUCCCGCCAAAAUGACGCUGGUUCACGCGCGAGCACUACUUAGCACUGAACAAAAACUCGUACUCGUUGUCGUACUCGUCUUAGAAUCUAAAGGUCUAUAUUUAGUUUGUUUUUGGUUCUCGUCUUUGAUCCAAGAGGAUUAAAAAGCCGCAAGACACAGGAAACGAAACCGUUAACCCGAGUCAAAUCGUAUUUUCUGAACCCCGUCGAAUAUUAAAGUCGCGCGAGAUGGAAAUGACCGAGCACCCAACUAGAGUAGCGAGACAAGAGAGGCGCUCACCUAUGUCGAGUGCCACUCCCCUAGUAGCUUUGAGGAACACGACACGUGAAGAAAGUUUAUACCCUAUUGUGUGCUCGCUUGGCCAUAUUUUCUCGCGCGCGACUCACUGGAAAGGCUAAGAAAAAGGAGAAACUGCACACUUCCCGUAUCUCGCGUCCUGCUGCUUUUUGCUUAUUUGAAACUUUGUGAUUUUAACUUCAAAUUCUGACCAUCAUGUGUCAUAAAACAUAUGUCUCGGUCAAGGCUGUAACGCCGGUUAAUAUAUCUUCAGUGUCAGAAGGUAACUACUAGAGAAUCGAAACGGUGGUUGUAUUGUCCUAGAACUAGAAACGGAAUAGCCGAAUAACUAUACCACUCAACAGAAGCCUAUCAGAUUAAUCACCCUGUCAUGUAAUUUAUUUCCAGGUUAUGGAAACAUCACACCCGUGACAUCAGCUGGACGCAUUCUUUGUAUCUUCUACGCUCUCUUCGGCAUCCCGAUAAACAUUCUCUUUUUACAAGUGGUUGGAGAAUUAAUGCUUAAUGGUCAACAAAUCCUCAUCACAAGAUUCGAAAAAGGCUGCCUAAAAAUUGACGGCAAACCAAAGUUCUUAAACGAAAAAUGCACUUUUCUAGGAGUCCUGUUGUUACUGAUUCUUUUGCUAGUAGGCGCAGGAAUUCAAAUGAGCAUUCAAGAGUGGACAUUUCUAGAAGGUUUUUAUUCCUACUUUAUCACGUUUACCACAGUUGGGUUUGGAGAUCUGAUUCCUGGUCAUGAGUCCGGAAACAAAGCACAUAUGGCGUAUCGUGUCAUUUUGAUCAUCCUAGGUCUAGCUGCUAUGUCCAACGUAAUUAACUCCAUCGUUAAGUGUGAAGAUUCUGCAAAACUAUUUAAAAAAUUGAAAGAGCGCUUUAGAAGAACAAGAAGCGUUGAAGUCAGCGAACCGAACGAAGAUGGUGGAGAGGAAAUGAUCGAAAAGGCCCCCAAAGUCUAGAAAGACGAAAAUCUGUCUAACGUGUGUGUUUUUAGGUCAAUAACAUUGCGAUUUUGUGUAAAAAGCCCGUUUGCUUUUGUGUGUCUCCCAGCUUCCCUCUGCAGUGUACCAUCUCGCUUUUACGAGGCGUGAAUUGUAUCACGGGAAGGCGUCGCUUGGAGUGCACUGUUUGGAAUGAAAUCAUUAGCCUCUAACAGGAGCUGCCGUUGGUUUCCCCAAAAAAUUAGUUAUAAAAAACAAGCAAAAAAUUCCCCCAACUUUGCUAACAACAGACAAAGGAGUACAAGAUAGACGAAGGACUAAGAUCUAGACAAGCUUACCCUGCCAAGCCUCUUUUUAAAUGAGGUGAAGAAAGGUUUUGCACUUGGCUUCCCUCGCAUCUGAUUGAAAGUGAGGGUUUUUGGAAUUCUGAAAUGGCCUUCCUCGUCAUUGUUCCGCUCUAAAAUGAUGUAUUGUAGACCAGUGAUGCAAUACUCUUUUCGUAUGAAUGCAAAGGGAGCCAGAAAAAAAAUUUACCAUAGGAACUCCUGAAGAAUGCUCUAAUUUUGGACUGUUCCGCACAGGCAGACCAGUGACUGGUGUCAUCUUCGCGCACAGCCAAAAACAGUCAUGGUUCGUUAGUUUGCUUUCACGACUGAGCGAAGCUGCAAAUUGAAGAACUGAUCAGUCUUCUAGGAGUUCCUGAGACGUUGUUAAGUUUCUUUGCUUCCAAAUUUUCACAUGUCUAUUCUUGACAAUAAGAAACUGUCUUCAGUAUGACAGGCAUUAGAUUAGUGUUCCUGCUACGUUGUUGUUGAAAGCGGGUUUGACGCUCUUUUAAAGUCAUCAUUACAUUCGGGUUUAUUAUUAUUUUUAUCAAAGCCUCACAAAUUGUUAUUGGUUAUACCUCCACCUUGAAUAUUUCGGACAAGAAAAAGCCCUGUUUGUUGAUUGAGUUACUAACAUGUUAUUUUGAAAAUAUUCAAGCACAUAUUACAACAGUGUUUUUUUUUUUCAGAAAAUGUGAAUCGAAUAAAGCAGCGAUAGACAAAUGAGCUAUUCAUUGUGAAGUACGACAGUAAAAAAAAAUGCACUUGAAAUUUUACAAUGAAUAUGUAAUGCUGGUAAACACUUUUGGCGCUCAGACAAUUUGCAUUUUAUUUUCUGAGCUGAUAGCUGAUAUAACAAAAAACUUAAUGAUAAUGUACAGACUGCCUUACCCCUGGCGUUGACAAUCUCUUUCAAUUCAUAUUUAGCACGUUUUUUUUAAUAAAUUUAUAUGCAAGUGAGGCAAUAUGUUAACCGACUAUACAAUGCAAUAUAAUGGGCGCCCGAGGCAUUGAUAAAUAUUGACACCCUAGCUGAAGUUUCAAUUUGCGGUAUUUCUUGGUUGUCGUUCGCUCCGAUAAGAAAUUUAAAUUUCUUAACCAUGUAGAAAUGAUUUCCAUGUUAUUCUAGAACCUGUUCAAGGAGAUAAACAAACUUCAGAAGAAGUUGAUUAAUAAAUAUUUUUAAUAUAUCCCCCGUGGAAAAUGCGCAACUAAAACAAUAAAGUCAAAAGAGCAAAGUAUGAUUUGUUUCGUCGAUGAUAAGAAAAGAAAAAGAAUCUAAAUAGUGAAAAGCCAUGUAUACCUAUGUUUAAUUAUUUAUUUAUUCUUCGCUAUGUAACUAUAACUCCAAGUAACUUAUUUUGUGAUUUCAAGUUUUGCUGAAGUUGAAGUCUCCAAAUAAACACUGCCAUGUCUUGUCUUCUCUUGCCUUGAUUAAUGAAAAUACCGGUCGAAUUCGUUUGAUGUAUUAAUAACGUUUUUUUAUUACUGGUUAUAAGAACAUAUGCAAAAACACUCGUCGCCAUAACUUUUACACGUCUGGUUUUAUUUUCCGGGGCUACAAAAACAGAUAUUUUUUUGCCAUAUUUGGUUCAACAAAACAAAAAUUCUAAAUUUUAAUUGCGAUGGGAGAUAAGACAAAGAGAAUGUAACUUUGAAGAAGAGAGAAGAAUAACAAGAAAAGUGAUAAUUGGCUGAAAGGGAGUUGUGCCAAUUAACUGAAACUCAGCAGCUGCUUUUUUGUUUAUAUUGUGCCAAAACCUAUGUCAGCAAUAAACGCAGACAAAAAAUAUCACUUAAAUUGUAACAGUGCAUUUUCUUCUUAAAAUCCAUUGACAGUCUCACGUGAACUGUAAAGAUUCAAAAUGUAUUAAACAUUUCCGAUUGAUUUCCAUUUGCAAUAAAAAUGGGAUGAUUAUUUUGUAGGAAAACAUCCGGCAAUUUUGCUUCCAUUAAACUGUUCAAAUGUGAUCCUUUGGCCCUGAGGCGAGGUAUAUAAGUAUUUUAUAUCUACGGUGGCAAUUAUGUUGACAUUGUCAUAGCAACAGAUUACCUAAGGCCGAGCAGUUGUGAUCGCUCCAUCCAAGAGGCAGACAUGGCCAUGUCGGGAAAAGCUUACAAACUUUUAGUCUUGUUUUUAACCUGGCUGAUUUACAUAACUAUUGGAGUGUUUAUGUUCAAAGCUGUUGAAGGCGAUAGUGGGAGUACCGAAAAGUCAAAUGCAGGGCUUCGGCUUAAAAAACUGAAGGAAGAUGUUACAAAGAAUUACAAUAUGAGUGAGGAUGAAUUUGACGACCUUGUUUGGCAAAUCCAGCAGGCAGCAGUUAUACGUAGGUCCGCGCGAUAUGGAUUUGAGUGCAAAAACUAAUAAAAUAGACCAAGAGCAGCCCCUGUUCUUGCUUAGCCCGUCAAGCGAAGUUCGCGCGAAAAGAAAAUGAGUACGCGUGCAAUAGGUACGCGAGACGGGAGCGGUUCUCGGUAAAACGUGUCCUCCCCACUCCCUGCUUUUAAGAGGCGAUGUGUGGUGGUGGUGUUGUUGGGGGGGGGGCAAGAGAGGGAGACUUCUCGUUCUCCCUUUCCCACUGCCCCGUAUCAAGCACCCACCUCUUAUCGGGAGCUCUAGUACGCGAAGGCUUCUGUUAACUCUUUCCCAAAGUAACAAGGCAGUGCGAAGAGGUGAUAAAUAAUUGCCGAUCACUUCUGCUAGCAGUAAGCCUGGCGCUAAAGAGACGCUUGUGUUGCGCGUUGGUUUUGUUUGAUUGAUGUGGGGGGUGGUAGAUCUCUAAUCCUUAAUAAGCGCAAAAUCCCGCCCAGCUGAAAGCAUGCAAAUAACCCAUAAUUAUGCAUCAGUCAGUUCCACCUGCCAUUGACCCCCCCCCCGUGGCUGACCUCCGGGCAUUAGCAUUUUUUUUGCCUUGGAUGGCAAAUUCCCAGGGGUGCAGACUCUUGAGCUGUCAAAUCCCCCGGGAUGGGGACGAAAAAAGAGGGCAAAUGCCCGUCCUCCGUCAACACUGCAACAGUUUUCAUUGAUCGCACAGUCGAAUGGUGCCAUUUUAAGCAUUUAAUGUUCGAUUUUUGGUUUCAAUUAAAGUCUUCCUUUGUAAUAGCGCGAGGAUUCUAAUUAAGACUUCACGCCGCGACGACAUGCACCAGUUUAUGGUUUUAGUAUUGAUAUGAAAUUAUUGACAUUAUAAAAAUUAAUAGAACGCUGUAAAGUUAUAUGUUAUGAGUAGUUUUAUGAAUAUGAAAGGAUGUUCUUCAAAUGAUAUCAACAAAAAUUGAUUCAAUAACCAAAAGAUUUUGAUCAACAUCCAUAGCUCCAAUUUCGCAAUGUUAUUCUGGCUUGAUAAGCAAUGAAGACUUGCAUGCAUAAAAUCGAGAACAUGCCUUUUACAUCCCUCUUCAAUUUAUUCCUGUCCUUGACAGAUGAGCCAGUCUGUUUUUUUUUUUCAGUAAAACCUUCUGUGUAGUUAUAUUCUGAUAGGAAAUCGCGUGCGUGUCAAAAGCUCGGAAAUGGCCCCGGGGUUGGCAAAUGGAAUUGACUGAUGCAUUACAUACGAGUCGCCGCAUUAACUGUAGACUGCAAAACAGCCGGUUUUUUCCUCAAAAUCAGUAAAGAAAUCGGUAACGCGUGGCGUAAGAGUCUUAUGCGCGCGAACCGCGGGAGCCUCACAAGCCCGAAGGGCCCGUAGGGCGUACUUGAAUACGCAAAAAUACGGACUGAUUUGCAGUCUACAUUAACUGGGUCAUGAUCGUAUUUAAGGUAGCGUCACUUUUAUGAUACUAAACCUUAGUUUGUGAUUGCAAGUUUAAAUAAUGACCAUCAACCACGCAAACGCUUGGUUGUGGCUGUUACAUAGUUGUAAAUAGUGUGCAAAUUCAGAAUUAUGACUACCCUGGCACCCUGGGAAUCCAAAAGAUGCUUUUCCCUAAGACGCCCGCUCACUUCACCCAGCGGCAGUGAGUACCGGCGAUAAAUUGCUGGGGGUACGAGGUUCUGGCAUCUCAUCCAGUCCAGAGGGGAGAAGAAACAUUUGUGGUCGUUUCAUGUUACAGAAAUAAAGCUCCAGCCUAAUCAAUCUCCGUCCCUAUGGAGCGAGAGAGAGUAGGAUAAGAGAGAGAACCUGGAAACGAGGUUGCAGCCUAAUGAGCGUCCAGUGACAGGGUGGUGGGGUGGUCGCAUUAUCAAGGCUAUAGUCUGUAGAAUAAGGGGUUACUGGACUCGACCGCCUUCUGGUCGGGCCAUUAACUUAACCGUCCUGUGAUUAUUUUCCAGGUUAUGGAAACAUCACACCAGUGACAUCAGCUGGACGUAUUCUUUGCAUAUUUUACGCUCUCUUCGGCAUCCCGAUAAACAUUCUCUUUUUACAAGUGGUUGGAGAAUUAAUGCUCAAUGGUCAACAAAUCCUCAUCACAAGAUUCGAAAAAGGCUGCCUAAAGAAAGAAAGCACACCAAAGUUCUUAAACGAAAAAUGCGCUUUUUUAGGUUUCCUGUUGUUGCUGAUUUUCUUGCUCGUAGGCGCAGGAAUCCAAACGAAAAUCGACGAAUGGACAUUUCUGGAAGGUGUUUAUGCCUACUUCAUCACGUUUACGACUGUUGGGUUCGGUGAUCUGAUUCCUGGUCAUUCAAGAUCCAAUUCAAGACACAAAACACAUAUGGCCUAUCGUGUCACUAUGGUCAUUCUAGGUUUAGCUGCCAUGUCCAACGUGAUUAACUCCAUCGUCAAGAGUCACGAAUACGAGAAACUGUAUACAAAACUGAUAGAGCGUUUUCGAAGAACGGGAAGCGUUGAGGAUAGUGAACAGAACGACGAUGGCGGAGAGGAAAUGACCGACAGGGUCAUCUAA